Messenger RNA from Epinephelus fuscoguttatus (brown-marbled grouper), 3594 nucleotides. RefSeq lists its product as uncharacterized. The record is from RefSeq and is a predicted model, not a curated record. The transcript is spliced from 7 exons. Gene Ontology annotation, molecular function: telomeric repeat DNA binding. The coding region runs from base 168 to 2747 and encodes 859 amino acids. Gene Ontology annotation, biological process: regulation of telomere maintenance via telomere lengthening; telomere capping. Gene Ontology annotation, cellular component: shelterin complex. Lineage: Eukaryota; Metazoa; Chordata; Actinopteri; Perciformes; Serranidae.
UGUUCAAAACUUCUCAUUCUCAACUUGCCGGUACAUGUCCAGUGUGGUGGGUGGUCGCAGCCCAUUCAUGAAUGGGGGUUCAAAAGGGUCCAGCGGGCUGAUAGUCGGUGCUGUCGUCCCUGCACAGACCCUGAUGAGCUGAGCGCCGCAGUACCUGUGAGCAUCUGAUGAUGGAGGGAACAGAGCUGCAGCCUGCCAAUACAUGUUUACUAAACUUCCCAAAGUUCCCGCUGUGGAUCAUAGAGCAUGUCUGGGCUCACAAGAUGAUGGAUAUACAGGAAGUAGUGGACCCUUCCAGUUGGCCAGAUGUAGACUCCCAGCCUCUGAGCCUUGAAGAUUCAUGGAGGCUGCGUGUUGCCUCUGCCCAGGUAUAUUCCAUCAUGAAGAACAGGGAUGUGGAGCACUUUGAGAGAGUGAUUGGCUUUCUGGAAGCCACUUACAGACUUCUUCCCAGACUCGUGGCUCCAAUCAAACACAUGAAGAUCAUGUUUGGCCUUAAGACCAUGGUCAUUAUGUGGAUGCUCAGGGAGGGCUGGGGAAUGGUUGAUACUGUGUUAAAAAUCAGUCAGUUCUUCCCAAGUAAACUGCCUCAAUACCAAGAUCAGUGUAGCCAACAUGAAAUGUUCCUAAUGAGGAAGAACCAUCUGGACUUCAAGGCUCUGGCACAAUCACUCGCUAUGGACAAGGACAAACUUGAAGACUACAUUAAGACUCAGAUGGAGGAGCGGUAUGGUGAACAUUAUGCCCAGAAAGUGGAGGACAGGCUGCUGCACUACCUACAUGAGCUGGAGACUGUGUUACCAGGAGAUACCUACAUUGAUAAGAUACUGAAGAAACAAAGUCCUGAGACUGAGGAGGAGAAGCUACUGUUGGAAGUAAUUGCCUCGGACUCCACAAACAUUGCAACAACUCUGAAGAAUCUGCUGCACUGUGAUGUUGCAUCAUGUCGUCCGAGGAGUAUUUCUCAGUCAUCAGCACGUGGAAAGAAUGAAGUGGAAAACUCUCUACUCUCAAUGGAUGAUCUGCAUAGCAGUUCUUCAAAAGCUCUCCUCAAGUCAAUGGAAGCUGAGACUCCCCCACAGAUUCAGCCAGAGGUUUUUCAGGAAGGAGGAGAGGCUGACCAAAAUGUGUCCAAAGACUUCUUUCUUAUACAGGAGAAUGACAGUAAAUCAGAUGUUAGCAGACAUCAACAAACUGAGGAGGAUGGCGAGGUGGUCAAGAGGGUGGAUGAAGAGAGCAGUGACAAGGAAAAGGAGGGAACCAGUCAGAGAAGCAGUGAUUGUACUCAAGAAGCUGCCUCCUCCCUUCAGUUCUGCUCCAAGCACCAGCGAUGGGUGAGGAGCAUCCUGCAGGAGUGUCCUGACGAGUGCUCAGAGGAGCUGCUGCUUCAGGCCAACGUUUCUUCUUCUCCCCUACUGUUCCAGUCGUCCUCAUCCACCACUUCAUCGCAGGACCGCACUCCCUCUGACCUCAUCGCAUCUCCCCCAGACCAACAGCAUCCACCUUCACAGACCUCCACCCUUCUUCAGUCAGCAGCCCGCACAUCUGAACAAGCAAACCCUGAAGAUGAGCAGAUCUCUGGAUCAGCAAGUGGUAUGUCUCAAACACUUCUACCACAACCCUCUUUGUCCAGAGACGCUCUUUUGCCUGCCCUGUUGUCGCCGGUGGUCCGACUGAUAGACAUUGCCUCCAUCAGAGGGGUCUGCCCUACCUUUGAACCCCAUCCAGCAUCUCUAAGACACUUCACCAGGUCUAGUAAAAAACAGGCAGCGUCCGCUUGCAGUCCUCAGGUACGACGCUCUCCACACUACCAUACCUCAGGGAACAAUGCCAUACCUCAAACAAUGAAAGACUCUACCUUCAACCCACCAGACACUGUGGUCUUGACAAAACCUCAGAACACAACAUACAAAGUACAAACAGCUCCUGUAUUCCAGGAUGCAUCUACCUCUACCAGCUUUCAACCUCCAACUAGCAAGUCUUGGUCCGAACUUUCAAGGAAGUUCAGAAGGGCUUGCACUUCCACAAGACAUUCACAAGUUCUUGACGAUUUUAGUCAAAACCCUUUACCUGAGCAGUUCGAAAAGGCCCUUACUAACUUUUGGACAAAUUGCCCGCCCUUAACCAACUUCAAUGUCUCUGGGCCUCCUAUUCAAGAUGUUUCUACCUCUUUGUCUCAUUCAGAGACUCUAUCCUCAGUCUGUGCUGCUACUGACAUGCCUUUAUCUACUGAAUCAUCUAGACAGGUUGUCCCUCAGAACUCCAGCAAUCCUUAUCCUCUUACACACAACAUAAGUCCUUUUCAACCAUGCUCCACUGUCGUCACUACUACGUCCAGCUCCAGUUGUCCUUCUGUCAGCUCUGAGACCAGCAGAGCCCAAAGAGUCCAGCUGAGGUUAUCACUGCCAAGUCAGGCUGUGCUGCUGCAAUCCAAUGUGCUACAGCCCUUUGUGACUCUUAUCAGACUGAGUGCUCAGGAGUGUCACAGAGUGACAAAGUGGAGAUCUUCCACCAGGCAUGUAGAGCCUGUGGUACAAGGCAGCAGUGAUGACAGUGAUGAGGACAGGAGGGAGGUGGAGGAAGAAGCUGCAGAUUCUUCUUUCGACUGGAACACUCUUUUCUCCAGUCACUCUUCAAGCAGUGACAGUGAGGACUCGCUUGUUUGCGACCCUGAUUACAAACCUCGCAUUAACAAGAAAAGACUGCUGUUAGAGUAUGAGGCUGCAAGGACUUUCAGUCAUAAAUGAGAACCUUUGAACAUACAGACUAUAGCCUGUCUUGUACUGGCUUUUUGACACCAUUACUUAAAAUGAUAUUUGGAGUUGUGGAAUGAGGUAGUGAUAUAUUUGCAAAGAGUACACUUUGCAACAAAAACACUAAAAUACACAGACAGACGGACAUUUUACAGUCUGAAAAUCAACUUGUCAGGGUUCUCUGGUGGAUUAACAUCAUUAUGGUGACACUCAGUUUCACAUUUCUGUACUGCAAGUCCUUGUUACUUAUUGUAAUAUAUACAUCUGCAAUACAAUGACACUGGAUGAUAUACUGGAUCUGACAUCAAGUCUGAGGUUACUGUUACUUUGUUCGACUUACCUCUUGAACAAUUGUUGAAUCGAGUGGGACUCAAGAUACAGGCAAACUGACAUUUUGAAAUGAAGACUUGAAUGUGUAAUUUUUAAGGCUGCAAUGAUAAAUAUAUUAAUGUGAACAACAGGUCAAAUGACUGUGUGUAAUGUGAAAGGGGUCGGUUGUACUGGUGAAUCCACAGAGAAUUAUGACCCAACUCUGCAUUUCCCCUCAGCUCUGUGGAGUGUUUUAGCAUCUUUGGAUUUAUUUAGUUUAACCACAAUCAACCCUGUUUCAAAGUUAGUUACUAGCAGGUGAAGAAGGUGGAGCCUGUAGCAGCCAACGAGACAUAUUUUUCUCAGAGGUAGGUAUUGUCUAAAGUAGAGCUAAAUGGAGAGUGACACAAAUAGGUGGACAUAAAUGCAUCCUCAAAUGAAUCCUAAUGUUGCUCUGUGUUCGUUGGUUGUGUAAAGAGAGGACAGAUGGUUAACAAGUUAGCCAUAUCAACUCUACAAGGCCAUGAUAUGU